Trichomycterus rosablanca is the source of this 1366-nucleotide messenger RNA. RefSeq names its product LUC7-like (S. cerevisiae) (gene luc7l). Gene Ontology annotation, cellular component: U2-type prespliceosome; U1 snRNP. Gene Ontology annotation, biological process: mRNA splice site recognition. The record is from RefSeq and is a predicted model, not a curated record. Lineage: Eukaryota; Metazoa; Chordata; Actinopteri; Siluriformes; Trichomycteridae. Bases 65 to 1216 code for a protein of 383 amino acids. The transcript is spliced from 10 exons. Gene Ontology annotation, molecular function: mRNA binding.
UUCCACAACUAUUGUUAGCAUACAUCAAGCCGACAGAGUAAAGAGAAACAGCAGCUGGCUUUUCAUGCACCAGGGAGGGCAUGACCAGACUACGCUGACAAAGAAGGAGAAAAUGAUUAAAUUAAAAAAGAAAAAAAAGGCAGUCCUUCACCGACGCUCUGCUCUUUCACUUUUGUGUAUCAUUCCCAACUUCCUCGUUGCAGGUGAUGAAUCUCGACAGAGGGUGAAGUUUUCUGAUGAACGAGUGUGCAAGUCUCACCUGCUGAACUGCUGCCCUCAUGACAUCCUGUCAGGGACGCGUAUGGACCUUGGUGAAUGCACGAAGAUCCAUGACCUGGCUCUGAGGGCAGAUUAUGAGAUCGCCUCUAAAGAGAAAGACCUUUUCUUCGAGCUGGAUGCGGUGGAUCAUCUGGAGUCCUUCAUUUCUGACUGCGAUCGCAGAACUGAGCUGGCUAAGAAACGGCUGGCCGAAACGCAGGAGGAGAUCAGCGCUGAGGUGUCUGCUAAGGCUGAGGCAGUGCACGAACUAAAUGAGGAAAUCGGAAAGCUGCUGGCGAAGGCGGAGCAGCUGGGUGCUGAUGCAAGCGUCGAAGAGGCCCAGAAAGUUCUUCAGGAAGUGGAGAAAGUGCGCACCAAGAAGAAGAUUGCCGAGGAGGAGUACAGGAACUCGAUGCCCGCCUCCAGUUUCCAGCAGCAGAAGCUUCGCGUAUGCGAGGUCUGCUCCGCCUACCUGGGUCUUCAUGACAACGACCGGCGCCUCGCCGACCAUUUUGGCGGGAAGCUGCAUUUGGGCUUCAUCCAGAUCAGAGAGAAGCUGGAGCAGCUCAAGAAAACGGUUCAGGAUAAGCAGGAGAAGCGUAACCAGGAGCGACUGAAGAGGAGAGAAGAGCGAGAGCGUGAGGAGAGGAUGAAGAAGAGGACCAAAUCGCGCAGCCGGGAGCGCAAGAGGUCUCGUUCCCGGGAUCACGACCGGGAGCGUGAACGUGAGCGCGAGCGUGAACGUGAUAGAGAGAGGAGGCGAAGGAGAUCACGCUCUUCCUCCAGAGAGAAGCGUAGAUCUCGAUCCAGAGACAAGGAACGGCGCAGGAGACCGCGAUCUCACUCCAGGUCCCGCUCACACUCUCGCAGAGAACACUCACACAGGUCAUCACGGGACCAGGUUAAUGGAAGAGCAGAUCCUCGCCGUUCCAGAGACAGAGAGUCUGGAGAGCUUUGAGCACCCUUAUACAGAAUACCCUCGGGAACUACUGUGUAUCCCCUAGCUAAGUGUACAACCCCCCCACAUUACUGCCCGCAGCUUUUAUGUUUAUUUUUACUUGUAUUGUAUUUCUUUUUCCUUUUUGAGUAAAUAAAAGAGCUAGUGUUG